AAGUGUGGUUGCAGCGAUGCAAAUUAGUGAUGAAAACAUUCAAACAGACGAAGAACAGUUUGAUGUGUUCCGACCAUUUCGUCGACAGAGCCGGACCAUCACCUGUUCAUCCAAUUCCAUCACUAUUUGGCAGCAAAAUUUUCAAAACUUCGAAACUUGAUGAAAAUCUGGAUAUUGAAAGUGAAGUUGUAAUCAAUAUGGAGGAGGAGAGUGAUCUUAACAGCAGCAACAGUUCAAACAGCUCAUUUGAAUUGGCUCAGGGAUUUGUAACAUCAGAAUCCAUUCUUGACACAUCAUUGCGAGUACAUGAUUAUUUUGGACAAACAGAUUCAGAUCGAUCAACAAUACGAAACCAGUACGUACAAACCGAGGCUACAUCAAUAACAGUUGAAACUCAAACAGAUGAUGCAAGUGUGUCCUUUUUUAAAGAUGUUGGAUGUCAAACGGUUGAUAUUGAAUGUGUUGAUGCUAGUGAACAAGUGUGUCUACCUUUAUUAACAUAUGAUGACAUUAAAUAUGAUGAUCAGAAGAUUCUUUUUUAUACUGGAAUACCAGACAGCGAUACAUUUAAGGCCCUUUAUGAUGAAGUGAAAGAUGAUGCUGAGGAACGGACAGCACGAGGAAGCAAUAGUACCCACAGGACUGGAAGUGGUGGCCGCCCUAGGAUAUUAAGAGUCGUAGAUGAGUUUUUUUAUGGUGCUUAUGCGACUGAGACUGGGACUUUUGCUUGAGGACCUAGCCUUCAGAUUUUGUGUGUCCACCACCACUUGUGGUGACAUUUUCAACAAGUGGCUUGAUUAUUUGGACUGUCAGUUAUCU
Pecten maximus is the source of this 819-nucleotide messenger RNA. RefSeq lists its product as uncharacterized. Bases 30 to 731 code for a protein of 233 amino acids. NCBI's taxonomy places the organism in Eukaryota, Metazoa, Mollusca, Bivalvia, Pectinida, Pectinidae. The transcript is spliced from 2 exons. The record is from RefSeq and is a predicted model, not a curated record.